GCGUCAUACCGACGCAGACUGACGUAGACGUUCUACACAGCAGUCUCUCACUGCUGAAUGGUUAUUGUUUGAGGUAACGUUAGAGCAGCAGUCAACAGCAGGUAGGAUGUUGCGGCUUCGCUGUAAAACCAAAAAUGGGAGCCACAUAAUGCAGGGCUUGACUCAUCAGUCCUGUGUGCAAGAGCUCAAGAGCAAGGUGGAGGAGCUGACGGGUAUCCCCUGUGAUGUGCAGAAAAUUAUGGUUGGUUAUCCCCCCUCCAGCCUUGAUCUUAAAAAUGGAGACGCUCACCUCAAAGACUACCCCAUCAAAUCCGGAGACACACUCAUCGUUGAGGAAGACAAAAACAAGCCAAAGCCUCCUCAGGAUCACCCCACUGUGACCAAAGUACCACGCCUGGAAGCAUCUCCCAUGCUGGCACGCCGAGUGGUCCCAGCUGACAACUCCUGCCUCUUCACCAGUGUGUAUUAUGUGGUGGAAGGCGGAGUGUACGACCCUGCUUGUGCCCCUGAGAUGCGAGGCCUCAUCGCCCAGAUUGUGUCGAGCGAUCCCGCAGCUUACUCAGAAGCGGUGCUGGGAAAGACCAACGAGGAGUACUGCUCUUGGAUCAGACGUGACGACACCUGGGGGGGAGCCAUCGAGGUGUCUAUCCUGUCCAAGUUUUACCAAUGUGAGAUCUGUGUGGUGGACACUCAGACGGUCCGAGUGGAUCGGUUUGGGGAGGACGCUGGCUACCACAAACGCGUGCUGCUCAUCUACGACGGCAUCCACUACGACCCGCUUCAGAAAGAAACGCCCGGCUCUGACGCACCGCCCCGUACGAUCUUCUCAACCACCGACGACGUAAUCCUGGCGCAGGCCCUCGAGCUGGCGGACGAGGCUCGCCGCAAGCGGCAAUUCACGGACGUUAACCGGUUUGCGUUGCGCUGCAUGGUGUGCCAGACCGGCCUGGUGGGACAAAAGGAAGCUCGGGAGCAUGCCAAGGAGACAGGCCACACCAACUUUGGCGAAGUGUAAACACUGUUUUUGUCUUUUCUCCCUGUCACAAAUACAACAAUUCUGUCAAUCUGCUUGUGUGAUCCUCUACCUCACAUUGUCCAGCAACAUCUACGGAGAAUCUGCAGACACUGUGCAGCCUCUAACCUGUUCAGUAUUACUUUUUAACUGCUGUCAGUUCUCAAAGUCAGAAAUGCUACUGCAGAUGUCUUCAAACCGUCAUUUAAGUCUGUUUGGGAUGGUUUGAGAUGUGUUUAACUGGGUCAGGUAAAAUAUGCGAACCAUUCUUAGGAUUUGUCUUAUUCUCUUUCAAUAACUCGAUGGCUGGGUUGUAUUUCUAACAAACCAAAUAGUGGCUGGUUGAUGGUGUUGUCAAUUAGAAAAUGCAUCAAAUAGCCAUUAUUUACCUGUUACUUACUAAAAGUAUACUUGAUAAAACCCUGCCAUUUGGCUCUAGAAGAAGUUUAAAACAACCACUGAGAAUUAUUUGCACUAUGAUGUGAUCAUAUUCACUGUUGUCUUAAGCGCGACACACAAAGUAUGACUGUUAUUCAUCAUGUUGGUUAUGUAGCAUGUCUUAUUUCUCUUCUAAUACUUCAAAACCUGAUAAUUAAGUUAAUGUAGGUGUCCAAAUUGUUCAGCUGUGUUAAUGCUAAGCUGGAUUCAUUUUUAUACGUGACAUCUUUUUGAAUUUACCGAGCGGUGGCCAUUGAGAUGGAUGUUAUGCAUUUAAAAAAUACAACAUGUGGGAAAUUGGGAUCCCAAUUAACCUAUUUACUUAUGUGUGACUUUUCAUUUUCCCCCUGCUUUUUGGAUGUUGCAACAUGGUUUACCUGUGAUCUUAUUUUAGAUUUGACAGAAGAAUUAAUGGUGCUGAAAACCAAACAUUUCACAACAUCUGUAGCUCUUGGGUUUUUUUCUUCACGGGUACGGCAGUUUGUCAGGAGUGUCAUUUUUAAUCCUAGCGUGUAGUUUUCAAAUGUCGUCAUGCUGAAAUCUUUUUAAACAUUGUGUUUUUUUGUUUUAUAUGACUGCAUGUUUAAAAAAAAACAUCAACACUUGGUGAGGUGUUUGAGCGUAGUGUAGUGACUAGAAAGCUGAAAGGAGUGAGUCAGACAUGCUGUAUCAGAUACAUCCUGCUCACCUAAUGCGUUUACAGUACUCUUUAAGUCCAUACGUUGUGUUUAGCUAAGCAGCAAUGCUGUGAACGCUUAUUCAGCAUUAACCAAUUACCAUUGCAAAUUCAAUUUUUCAAUUCACGUUUGUAGCCCUUUUGUCAGUGUUUGAAAACUGAGUUAAAACCAUUUUGGUUUAAUGUUUAGUGCAUGUUGUCCAAAAAAAAAAAAAAAAAGCGCCAUUCUGUUUCACUGUAUGUUUUGCACAGCUGGAGCAAGUUCUCAUAUUUUCAGCUCAUCUUUGUGCGAAUUCCUUUUAAUACUCUGCCGAGAAGGACGAAGCACCCACUUGUUUAUGUUGAACCACAGCUCAAACUUUUUUACAUUUGCCAUUAAGAUAGUUGUAGGAUUAGUUUUUAUUGUGGCUUCAUGUUGUGCAGAACCGUUAUUCCUACUUCACAUAUCUAUGGUGGCAAUAUUGGAACUGAGUUGUUGCCAAAAAAAUGGAGUUUGACAGGGAAGGACUUGAUUGGGGCUUCUUUCUUCUGUUGAUUUGUCUUGUUUUAGACUCAGAGAUUAACAAGAGGUACAGCUAAAAUGUCCUUUCUUUAUUUGAAUGUGAAUUACUAUGAUUUCCCCCUUCAUUUGUUACUUAUUAGGUUAUUUUAACAUUGAUUAUGGAUUAGUCUGCUUGCAUUAAAGUAAAACUAUGAAAUGGCUUUGUAUUUUAUAUUUACCAAGUUCUCAUGACUCUUCAAGGACAAUAACAAUGAAUGUUACACACGAAGCACUACAGAAUAACUGGAUUUACUUGAUUUUUUUUUUCUCAGUUUUGUGUCACAAUUAAAGGUUAGAGCCAAUGA
Messenger RNA from Etheostoma spectabile (orangethroat darter), 2972 nucleotides. RefSeq names its product YOD1 deubiquitinase (gene yod1). The coding region runs from base 107 to 1015 and encodes 302 amino acids. The record is from RefSeq and is a predicted model, not a curated record. Gene Ontology annotation, biological process: endoplasmic reticulum unfolded protein response; protein deubiquitination; ERAD pathway. Lineage: Eukaryota; Metazoa; Chordata; Actinopteri; Perciformes; Percidae. The transcript has 3 exons. Gene Ontology annotation, molecular function: cysteine-type deubiquitinase activity; protein binding. Gene Ontology annotation, cellular component: nucleus; cytosol.